This is a messenger RNA of Rotaria sordida, 606 nucleotides long. The record is from the annotation of a GenBank genome assembly. Lineage: Eukaryota; Metazoa; Rotifera; Eurotatoria; Philodinida; Philodinidae.
AUGAAAUUAUAUUUAAAUUUAUUUGAUUUUGAUCAAUUAUUAUUUGCAAUUCAAAUUGGAUUCAUAGAAGUAACUUGUAUUAGUCACACAUUAAACACAGAGAAUGAUAAAGAUUCAUCAAUAAUAUCAAACACAACUAAAGAUACAAAAGUUAAUUUUGAACGAUUACUUUCAACAACAUUAUUUUCUAUAAAACCAGUUUUAAGUGUUAUUUCUACACAAGAUUUAUUAAAAAAUUUGGAAGAAACACUUAAUUAUUUUAAAUCAACGUUCAAUGUACAAAAGAGAUCACAGUUCUGUACACUGGAAGAUGAGAAUGUCCAAUCAACUUUUGAUCGUGUCAUUUUAAAUCAUGCUGAUUUUCGACAAACAAGAUUAUGUCAUGUUCAAUUUGAUAAUACAGAUUUAUCUUAUGCAAAUUUUAAUGGAUCAACUUUAGGCAAGGUGAAUUUUACUUCGAAAACUAUUCUCAUUCGUUCAUCAUGUAGUCAAGCACAAUUGAGUAUAUCUGCAUUAUUUGGUGUUGCUGGAAAAUAUAAAGAAGGAACAGUUAAGAUUUCGAGUCCAACUAUUCAUGCUUAUUUCGAUAGCCCAUGUAAGAAAUAA